This is a messenger RNA of Musa acuminata AAA Group (dessert banana), 4958 nucleotides long. RefSeq names its product receptor-like protein 36. The record is from RefSeq and is a predicted model, not a curated record. NCBI's taxonomy places the organism in Eukaryota, Viridiplantae, Streptophyta, Magnoliopsida, Zingiberales, Musaceae. Gene Ontology annotation, molecular function: protein binding. The transcript has a single exon. Bases 118 to 3171 code for a protein of 1017 amino acids.
GCUUAUAACUUUGUGAUUUGGCAUAGCGUAGCAUGCACCUCCACCUUCGUCCUGUUCUUCUGAUUGUGGCGGCUAGGAGUAGGUAGGGAGGGAGGGAGGGAGAUCAAACUGCGCGCCAUGGGUUUCCCUUUACGCUUCUUAUCAUCACUGUUGUUGUGCCUCUUGGCCCUCCUCCUCCACCGGGCCACGGUGACAAGUGGAUGUUUCAGCAUGGAGAGGGAGGCACUGUUGGACUUCAAAGCCGGCAUCCACGACACCCAUAACCGGCUAUCUUCUUGGACGGGCCACCACUGUUGCACAUGGAAGGGAGUGACCUGCGACACCACCACUGGCCACGUCGUCAUGCUGGACCUCCGAAACACAAAUAUUACAGAUGAUUGGGCAUUACGCGGUGAGAGGAUGAACUCGUCAUUGCUUGCUUUAUCACAUCUGGAGCACUUGGAUCUUAGCUUCAAUGAUUUCAGCGGAAUCCGCAUGCCGGAAUUCAUCGGCUCCUUCAAGAAACUGAGAUACCUCAAUCUAUCUUCGACAUAUUUCAUGGGAGGAAUACCUGCUCGGCUGGGGAACCUUUCGAGCCUCUACGUUCUUGAUCUAAGCGAUGCUUUAGAUUUUGCAUCCCAUGUUGACAACCUCGACUGGCUCUCCCAUCUUACCUCCUUGAAGCACCUGGACUUGAGCUGGUUGAAGCUAACCGGUGCCCCAGAUUGGUUCUCAUCCGUGAACAUGCUGCCAUCCCUCCAAGUGUUAAGUAUGUCUUAUGUUGGUCUCGAUACCAUCCCAGCUUCUGUUGUCCACGUCAACUUCACCUCCUCUCUUACUGUCCUUCAUCUCUCCUUUAAUAAUUUCAACUCCACCUUACCCAAAUGGUUGGGGAAUAUUACUAGUCUUACCCAUCUUGAUCUCUAUUUUGCUGGGUUAUAUGGCGUUAUUCCCGAUGCAAUUGGAGACUUGGGUUCUCUUACUUUUCUUAAUCUAGGAGACAAUCAACUCGAGGGUAUCGUACCGAGAUCCAUGGUUGAUCUCCGUAGACUGAAAGAAUUACAUAUGCAAGGCAACCGAUUGACAGGAAAUUUGAGCGAUUUGCUAGAGCAAAUGACGAAUCUCAUCAUUUUGGAUCUCGGGUCUAAUUUAUUCAACGGUUCCAUGCCUUCCUCCGUUGGUAAGUUCUCUAAUCUCACCGAAUUGAAUCUCGCUGGAAAUUCUGUUGGAGGUGUCCUUUCAGAAGUUCAUUUUGAGAAUCUUACGAGAUUGCAAGUGUUGGACUUGUCUGACAACCUCAUCACCAUAUCAGUUGGGCAGAGUUGGGUCCCCCCUUUCCAACUCAGAUUACUAGAUUUAACCAAUUGUCAGUUGGGACCUCAAUUUCCAGAAUGGUUACAGUUCCAAACACAGAUGACAACAUUAUAUUUGGCAGACUGUAAAAUUGCAGGGACAAUGCCCGCUUGGUUUUGGAAUAUUUCAUCUUCUACCAUCACAGAUUUAGACCUUUCCAACAACCAAAUAGGAGGCAAGCUGCCAUCUUCUUUCAAGUUCACCAAGUUGGAAAGAUUAAAUUUGGACUCCAACAGAUUUGAAGGUCCAUUGCCAACGAUGCCACCAUCUACACUUGAUGCUCUAUCUCUUUCCAAUAAUUCCUUUACAGGGCAAUUACCGAUAUGGCCCCAUGUUCACUCAGUGGCACUCUCAGAUAACAUGCUUGACGGUGGCUUAUCUUCAUCAAUCUGCCAAUGGACAUUUCUCGAAUACCUUGACCUUUCGAACAACAAAUUACUUGGUGAGAUCCCUUAUUGUCUAGGGGAGUCAUUACAAAAUCUUUGUUACUUAGAUUUGGGCAACAACCAAAUAGGAGGCAAGCUGCCAUCUUCUUUCAAGUUCACCAAGUUGGAAAUGUUAUAUUUAUACUCCAACAGAUUUGAAGGUCCAUUGCCAACGAUGCUACCAUCUACACUUGAUGCUCUAUCUCUUUCCAAUAAUUCCUUUACAGGGCAAUUACUGAUAUGGCCUCAUGUUAAAUUUGUGUUCAUCUCAGAUAACAUGCUUGACGGUGGCUUAUCUUCAUCAAUCUGCCAAUGGACAUGUCUCGAAUACCUUGACCUUUCGAACAACAAAUUACUUGGUGAGAUUCCUUAUUGUCCGGAGGAGUCAUUACAAAAUCUUCGAUUCUUGAAUUUGGGCAACAAUCACUUCUCGGGUGAAAUUCCACACACGAUCGGAUUUUUAAGUGAGCUUCAGCUAUUGCAACUAAAAAAUAACAGUUUUUCGGGUGAGGUUCCUUUGUCAUUGAAAAAUUGUACAAAUUUAUGGUUUCUUGAUCUGGCUCAAAAUAAUCUUGUCGGAAGUAUAACGCUAUGGAUGGGAGAAAAUCUACGACGACAACUGGUAGUUCUUCGUCUACGUUCAAAUAUGUUUUCUGGAGUUAUUCCCUGGCAACUUGCUCGAUUUAAGAGGCUUCAAAUAUUGGAUCUUGCAAAUAAUAAUCUAUCUGGAUCAAUACCUCAGAACAUUGGUAAUUUAAAUACCAUGAGAUCGACAUCACAAUAUAAUGAUUUUUGUUAUGAUGAAUUAGAUGUCUUUACGAAGGGACAAGAUCUUCAUUAUUUACAAUGCAGUAUAAAACUUAUGAAAAGUAUGGAUCUUUCGAACAAUAGUUUAACUGGAGAGAUCCCAAAAGGAAUUGGAGAUCUUGCAGGACUCAAGAAUUUAAAUUUGUCAAGAAAUCAUUUACAAGGUAAAAUCCCUUGGGAGAUAGGAGGAAUGAAAUCAUUAGAAUCCCUUGAUCUAUCAAUAAAUGAUCUUUCUGGUAGCAUUCCUGAGAGCUUAUCGGUUUUAUAUUCCUUGAGCUACUUGAAUUUAUCAUAUAAUAAUCUUUCGGGAAGGAUACCAACUGGUCAUCAACUCCAAACACUCAAUGAUCCAUCUAUUUACAUGGGCAAUGCCGACUUAUGUGGACCACCAACUUCCAAAAGUUGUUUUAAUAAUAAAAUAACUCAAAAUAUUAUACAAGAGUACAAGAAGGAGAUUCCUGAGUGGCUAUGGUUCUAUAUCAGUAUGGUAUUAGGAUAUGUGAUAGGAUUUUGGACCUUUUAUGGUAUUCUCUUCCUCAAAGAUGCAUGGAGACAUACUUAUUUUCAUACGAUUGAUCAUAUGUAUGAUUGGUUAUGGGUGAAAUAGCAUUUAAUCUUUUGACGAUUGUUUAGACUUUAAUCCUAAAAUUUCUAGUGUGGAUGAUACAAGACUUUACCGUAGAUGGGGAGAAGGUAUGUCAUCACUCUAUUUUUUUUAUUUAUAUGGUAUUUUAGAUUUGUAGAUAGGUAUUGAUCAAUUUCUAUGUAAUUUGGGUCUUCUUCUAUUUGAUGUUUGCAUAAUCAUAACAUCGUUGGCUCAUUGUUUUAAAGUAGAAAAAUAUUAGAAAAAGAAGAGAACAUACAACCGAGUUUCUGUACGAAGAUAUAGUCUAAAAGUAUACUAUAUUGAAUUUAAAGGAACAAACACAUUACUUUCAAAAUGAUAGAAUAGAUAUUAUAAUUUGACUAGUGUGUGUGGAUUGGACACAGAGGAAGCGAGGGGUGGCUUUGGCAUAGGGAGAAAAGAAAAAGAAAAACAAACGGUGUGAGAUUUAAUAAGGAUGAUGUUUUUAUAUCAAGAGAGUAAUAUAUGAUUUUGAAUUCCUUUCAUUCCCUAUCCAAAGAGUAAAUAGGACUAUAGAUUAAUUAAUCUAAGAUCAUUGAGUAUGUUGUGAUCUUAGAUAAAAAAAUAGUCAUUCUCAGAUUAAAAAAGAAAAUAUUAUGAUUGUUUGUUGGAUUGGUUUAUAUUAUUCGAAUGAUUUAGGAAAAGAAGAAGAAUGUUGAUCACUAUAUCAGUUAUAAUAAUCUACGAUUAACGUAAGUAUGGAAUGAUUUUGUCUAACUUGUUUUCCAAUUUAAUAAUAUAUAUUUGUUAAUAAUGAAGUUAUGUGAUUUGCAAAUGUUAAAUUGGCUUUUGAAAAUAAGAUUUUUGAUAUUACAUUUGUUUAAAAUAAUUAAAAUAUUUGAUUAUUAUAUUUUUGAAUGCUAUAUUGUUGGACAUAUUUCAAAUGAUAGGUAAGGAGUUAUGCAUUGGAAUUGGAAGGAUAUGUCAAUAUGUUAUUUUAAAUGAUGGUUAAUUUUUCAAUCUGUUAGUUUUAAUUUGGAUCUUACCAAUUGGGGUUAUGUAUUACUCGUAAGUUCAUAAACUAGUUUCUUAUGGGGCAGGACAUAGGGAUAAAUAUCUUACCUAUACAUGGAGGUUGAAUAUGUUUUUGAUUCUUGUCAUGGGAUAUAAUAUGGUUAUAGCCAUUAGAUAUAUGUCUUUUGUUAUAGUUAUGAUUAUUUAAUGAAUUUUAGAUGUGAAAGCUUAGUUAUACUUAUACUGAUUCAUAAUUAGUAAAAUAAUCUUUGCAUUAAAAUGAAAUAUAUCCACUUAUGUUUUGUUAUACAAACGUUUUCAAAGAUUAUAUUAUCUUAUGUGCUUGUUAUGCUAAAAGUGAUGAUUUGAAAAGCAUGUUUAUUCUUUAUUUAAGAAUAAAAGAGGGUUCAGCAUUUAUGUAUAGUUUUCUAAAAUGCAUUUAUGAUAAGUUUUGCUAGUAUAUGAGUUUUGGUGCUUACUAAGUUGUGGUUGCUCACAUCCUUGUUGUUAAAAUUUUUCAGAUGCCAGUGAGUAGAUUGAAUUUGGUUAUGCAUCGAGGCAAUAAAUUAUAUCAUUUGUGGUUCAAACUCUUGAGACUUGUGAUGUAAUAAUCCAUUAGUUUGGUGAACUUAUUUGUAUUUGAGAGUUCAAUAUGUCGCUACUAUUAUACGUGGACAUUAAGGGUGUUUUUGUUUUGUAUUGCGUAAAAUGCAUGAAUUUUUGGAUUUAACAGGUCUUGUAAUCGGAGGUGAUGGAACUUAAAAAAAAAGAGCCGCUGCAAUAUUUGAGGUAGUUAUAAAAUAGAAGUUCUUUAA